Messenger RNA from Gasterosteus aculeatus aculeatus (three-spined stickleback), 2949 nucleotides. Its product is annotated as growth/differentiation factor 10-like. Gene Ontology annotation, cellular component: extracellular region. NCBI's taxonomy places the organism in Eukaryota, Metazoa, Chordata, Actinopteri, Perciformes, Gasterosteidae. The record is from RefSeq and is a predicted model, not a curated record. Gene Ontology annotation, molecular function: growth factor activity; cytokine activity. Gene Ontology annotation, biological process: positive regulation of osteoblast differentiation.
GAAGAUGCGGCGUGUCGCUCGUUGGUUGUGCGCUCUGAGGCGUCACCAUCUGACAUCCAGCAGCAGAGCUCCAUCCAUGCGUCCUCCCCCCCGGUCUCCACACAUUGUAGAAACAGCUGUAGAUCGUGAACCGCGGAGUGCUUGUUUUACGGAUUACAUAGACACCGGCUGAAACUCCUGGGUGGGCAUCCAGCAGCGAGAGACAGGCAGCGCUACUUUUUGCUUAUUCUUUGCUGUAUUAAGUUUCCCCGCUUCACAUUUUUUGUUUGGAUCACUUCCAAGAACAUCAACCAUGGCGAGACGCUUUCUUCACACUCUGAAUGUAUUAAUAAUGCUGGAGUUGAGCUCCGGCAAAAUGGUAUCUGAGGAUUUUGGUCAAACCGUGCGUCUAGGUACCGAAGACUUAGCGGCUGCGGAGCAGGGUGUCUUUGCGCACGAAGGCGCAAACCGGGACAUGGUCUCCAUCAACAUGUUCAAAGUGUACGAGAAGUACAGCAAAGAGCCGCAGAGCCAGAGGGACGGAAACACUGUGAGGAGCUUUAAGGCUGUCCCGAGAGUAUUUCAUGGCAAAGACGUGUUCCAGUUCAACCUGUCAACCAUCCAAGAAUCAGAGCUCAUACUCCUCGGCUCUUUUCAUUUCCUCAACAAGCGGCCCCGCCACCACCAGCGGCCGCUAAGUUUCCGACGGCCUCGCCACCCAUCCGCCAGCCUCCAGCAUCUUUAUCCUCCCUCCCCGCAGCUCCUCUUCCAUGGAUCCUCCUCCCCAGACUUGACUUUUGCAACAUCACUGGGGAACUUAACUCUGGCUCCUUUCAAGAAAGGCUCUUGGCAAACAAGGGAUGUAACGGCGUUGCUGAAACACGCCAGGGAUUGCAAACAGCUCGUGGUCACUGUGGAGUUUGAAAUGGGUUUUGCGGCAGUGCGAGGACAGCAACGGAGCCCUCAUGGCCAAGAGCGUCUCUCCUCGACCAACCUCCCGUACCUCUUGGUGUACGCUGACGACCGAGCAAUAGAUGAGCCAAACAGCGUGGCCAAGUCACUCCAGAGGUACGCAACCUUCCCCGUGGCAGAGGACGUGUCCUCCUCGGCCUCAGCCUUGAGGAUCCGGAGGGAGCUUCAUCUCCAAAUAAAAACCAACGACAUUCCAGAGGUCCAGUACAACACCUUGAAGAAUCACGAGCUGUGGCAGAACACAUACUUUCCGGCGAAGGCUAAAGCAGCAGUGAAGCCAGGAAAGAAGCACAGUUUGACGAGCAGCAAGGGCCCAGGGAAGCCCCAUGUGCUGAGCUUUGAUGAAAGGACAAUGAAAAAGGCCAGGAGGCGACAGUGGAGCGAGCCCAGAGUUUGCUCCAGGCGAUACCUCAGGGUGGACUUCGCCGACAUCGGCUGGAGUGAGUGGGUUUUAGCGCCAAAAGCAUUUGACGCCUACUACUGCGCAGGGCCCUGUGGAUUCCCCAUUCCCAAGGUGGCGCUUCCAUCCAAUCACGCCACCCUCCAGAGCAUCGUCAGAGCGGUGGGAAUUGUCCCUGGCAUCCCCGAGCCAUGCUGCGUUCCGGAAAAGAUGAGUCCCCUCAGCGUCCUCUUCAUCGACACAAACAGGAAUAUGGCGCUAAAGGUUUACCACGGCAUGUCCGUGGACACCUGUGCCUGUCGGUAGUGCUGGAGACGGCAAGGAGUGCCAUCUAUGAAGAUAAAGGGUUGUGAGGACGACGUAUAUGUGGAGUACAUCAGGAGGGCAUUUCCACCUCAAAGAGGACGGUGACAAAUACGGCAAAAGGGGGACACUUGAGUCUCAGCUUGAGAACUCUGUUGUGAAGCUUGAACUAGCCUCGGUCAUGAAGCCGCGGUGACCAAACACUUUCCAUUAAUGUGUUUUCUCCACCCGGGCCACCGUCAAUUAUUGUUCUCUCUUCAUCCAAAAGCAGUUCAAAGAGGUGCACUUAAUAAAAACCUGUUCAUGCAUUUAAAUGACUGUUUGGAUGUUAAAUUUGGGUAAAAAAAAGAUCCUGCAGGUAAAUCAUCUGUUGACCCCUUAUGAACUUCCUUUGGUCUUUUUCAACUCACCUCACUUUUAUAAAGUGGUCUUCCCAGCUCUCAUAUUAGACGAGAUCAUUAUUUUCUUUGGCCUGGUUUUGGGAAUAUAUAAACUCAAUUAAACUCAAAGUCUGGGUUUUAACUGUUCCCAAACCUUUAGACAUCAAUAUCCUCCGUUUAUACUCUGCUUGCCCCUGUCGAUAGGAUUGAACUGAUAUUUGGAAACAGUGAUGAUCUGCCAACUGACUCUGAUAGAGGGUCUGAUGGACACAGAAGCUGUAUGGCAGCACUUUACUUUCUACCAAAUUAAUCCACCCACAUCAUGUAAAUGAUGUUGUUACUAAUGCUUACUAAAUGGUACUUAUUCUUAAGUAAUGCCUAAUUGUUGCCAUUGAAAAUCACCCUUAUAUUGGCAAGAACCGUUAUUCAUGCAUGAGAUGUAAUAUCGUCUUUGAACUAUAUUUCAAUAACAUUUUAAAAUGUUCUAUAAUUCAGUGUUCUGUCACCCACUGAGCUGUAAUGUGUUGCUCGCUCUGCUACAGCACACAUGGAAAAGUGGUGCAUUGCUGCCACCUGCUGUGCAUUUUGGGAAAGAUGAACAGACAACCAUUUAACAUGAGUUUUUGUACUUCCUGAUGCUACUCGGUAUUUGUCUUUGAUACAUUAAUACUGUUUAUUUAAGAAGACAUGUAGGGUACGGUUUGUAAUGAUAGUUAUUUUACGUAGUAAGUAAAAAGGGAUAAAUGUAUCUACCUUAUAACUGAAUGGCUCAAAGUGUAUCUGAAGAGUUGAGUGAUGUGUGCUUUGACACAUUGUAGACAUAAUGCGUGUCUGAUAAGGAAAUAAACUGAACUGUACAUAGGGUCACAGACACUUGCUGACUUCCUUAAGCUAAUAAAACAUAUAUAAAUCAAA